Molecule: messenger RNA, 3030 nt
Organism: Aspergillus heteromorphus CBS 117.55
Lineage: Eukaryota; Fungi; Ascomycota; Eurotiomycetes; Eurotiales; Aspergillaceae
Product: LIM domain protein
Exons: 3
Coding region: 335-2755 (806 amino acids)
Cellular component (GO): Z disc; nucleus
Molecular function (GO): transcription coregulator activity
Source: RefSeq, a predicted model, not a curated record
GCAAUCUCUACCAUCCAUGAGAUCAUCACUGGGCUAAUCACUCACUAAUUGCUGCCCUCUGCACACUAACUCACUAACGCCUUAAGCACAACCCUUGAUCUAUCUAUCCAUUAUGUUUAAUCAAAGAUAGCAGAUCUGGUUGGGCUGAUCCGAUCUCUCUAGCUCGUUCCAUUCCUGGUCCACUCCCCAGCCACCCUUCCGAAUCUCAUUGGCCCUGUUCCGUUAUAUUAGACACUUACUUCAUAGCUCUGCUUCUUGGAGCCAACUCAUCAUUCUGCCCCUUCCCCAGACCUCCUUCCACCCCCCGUGGUAUGACUCCUUGAGAACAGUUUACAUGGCCAGUAUGAUGCACCGGCCUCACUUUCACAAGCCUAAGGAAGGCGAGCGGAAAGCCUCCCCUCCUGGCCCAACCUACAUGUCUAACGACCAGAUCGCAACCUAUCUAAAAGAUCUACGGUCAAAUCGCCCUGCCCGUCCCGGGGGAUCCAGGCCGCUCCUUGCAAAAUCAACCGGAUCAUCAUCUGGUGCUCAAGAGGACCUACCUCCGCGGGCGGCAUCUGCGAUGUCGUCGUAUGGACAUUCGGAGGAGCACUCGAGCAUGCCAGGAACCGAGGUCGAACAUCCUCGAGCUACCAGCUCCCUUUCCAACCAUAGACCAGCUUCGUCUCGAGGCGUCUUGGGUAGCCCAGUCGGGCGCCCGUUGGUCCAUGAACCGAGAACAGUCCCCGUACGGCAAAAUAUCUCACCUGCUCGAGCUUUCAGCCGUGCUGGUCCUACCUCCCCAGGUUCCGCUUAUCGUGAGAGUCACCAACGGCGAAUAGAGAAGGAGGAAGCAAGAUCUUUACGUGAUGCACUGCAAGAGAUGGACCUGGAGGGUGAUAUCGAGCUCCAUCAAGCUGCUCAAGACGAGGCUACAGAGCUGGUGUGGAUGCAUCAGAACCCUGGCUUGCCUUACAAGAAUCCAUAUGCGCCAUAUCAUAAUCCCGAUUUGAGCUCGCCUGAGAAAAGCCCAGAUAGGAGUAGUUACUAUCCACGGGGGCAAGAGCUCGGCUCCCCGACUCCGCGAAGGGGCAGUCGGCGCCUUGCAUACCAGGGAUCGACCGUCAGCUACAGCGGUCCCAAAUCGGAUUAUGAAAAGUCUACAGGCUAUGAAAACUCACAACCCAUUUUCGGGGAAGAGCUUCCGAGCCCGAGGAAAGACGGAACCCUGCGGAAAAACCUCAAAGUCAACUUUGCUUUACCCCAAGAAGAAGUAUCGCCUAAGCACUCGAGCAACAGCCAUGGGCUGGGCUUGGUGAACACCGGCAAAGACUCAUCGAAGGGAAUAUUCAGGAACCCCCAUGAUCGGAUAUACGAAGAACCUCGGCUCGCUUCCCGCAAAGAUGAGGAAACUCGUCCCAACUUUUCGAGAUCAGAUUCAUCGGCAUUGAAAAAUACGCCACGGAAUGCUCUUCCUCGCGGAUCACGGCCACUUCCUAGUCGGUUCAGUAGCUUACCGUUUGUUGACAAGCUGUCCCGUUUUGAGAUCCACAAGAACCCCCCAACCCAAUCAAGAAACCCUGAGUAUAAAAUGAAUAGCUCGCAUUCACAGCCAUUCAUGGGUCCUUCAGUGGUGGAGGAGCAGGUUCCCAUGAAAGAUGGUGUCGAGAUUCGUGGCGAUGAUAUUCGUGCAGCCACAAGCAAGAGAUUGAAAGACCGGAGCACUUGGUUACCCAUGCCAACUGCCGUAAGUGACCGUGCUGGCCGGCCGAUCGUGAGUUUCGAUCCGUCUUGGAGGCCCACCGAGGCGCAAAGUCCCGGCAAGCGAGAUAGCCCGAAGGGAUGGGACGCGACCCCAAUCGCUCCUUCUCCAGAACCUUCUGCCCCGACAAUUCAAAUAUCUGAGGCGCUAUCGAUUCCGGUCAUUAACUUGCCAGAUGACAAGGAACCAACUAUCUCCGAAAUGGCUGGCCCAUCCCAGAGCCGUGCAACCAACGAGAGGUCAUCUUCAAUCCCGGUAAAGAGCAGCGAACUCCCCAACCAGUCUCCUAAGAAACCUACGGCAGGGCUAAAGGAUCGCUGGCUAUCUACCUACACGCGCUCUGGUGUACCUACUGCGGCAUGUGAGGCCUGUACUCUCCCAAUUGCGGGAAAGAUCGUGACUGCUGCUGGGACUCGGUUCCAUCCAGAGUGUUUCGUGUGUCAUCAUUGCCAAACUCCCUUGGAAUGUGUUGCAUUCUAUGAGGAACCAGCGGCAAAACGCAAUGAACGACUUGCAGAAGCCCAUCAUGAUGACGAGGAAGCUUUCGCACCGAGGUUUUACUGUCACCUUGACUUCCAUGAGCACUUUAGUCCAAGAUGCAAGAGUUGCAAGACUCCAAUAGAAGGAGAAGUGGUCGUUGCCUGCGGAUCUGAGUGGCACGUUGGUCACUUUUUCUGUGCCGAAUGCGGCGAUCCUUUCAACGCGGAGACGCCGUUCGUAGAAAAGGACGGUUUUGCAUGGUGUUUACAAUGCCACUCCCGCCGCACAGCGCCUCGGUGUCUUGGCUGCAAGAAGCCUGUGUUGGACGAUGUUGUGAUUAGCGCAAUUGGCGGACAGUGGCAUGACCAGUGCUUUGUUUGCCACGAGUGCGGCGAUGGAUUCGGUGCCGAUGGUCGAUACUUCGUUCGCGAAGGUGGACCACGAAGAACAGCCAAGGGACGCAUUAUCGGUGGGCCAGUUCAGCUGGCCGUCUGUGAAAGAUGUGAAGGCAUCCGAUUGAAGGCCUCGCCUUGACAUAGAAGAUCAUUUUGAGUCUUCAGGAACCAUUCAACUAGCCUGGAAGAUACUGGCUUGGAAAUUGAUCGAUGUGAUGAUUACCUUGACGAUCUACAUGUGAUUGGGUGCAGUACGCCCAGCAGCAUUUCCCCACUGUCUGAUUGUAUUUUUUUCGAUGAAACAUGUCAAUUGCAUAGCACCCAGCGGGAGUUUUCCAAGAAUGUGCAUAUGCUUAGGGGUAUUAUGAUGGUACUCAUUCAUUUUUCUGAUUUUUGCACGGGUCAUUUGUCCUC